AUGAGCUUUCACAACGCUGAUGCUCUCGAGCAACAUAACUGGAUUGGCGGAGGACUCGACGCUUAUAUCUACCGCGUCACUCCAACUAUUGUGGUGAAAACUGUUCGUCGCGACCGAACCCCUGAAGAAAAGGCAGCGGAGCAUCCUUUCCUCAAGGAGAUCUCGUUUUACAAACGUCUUAAUGCGUGCCGUGAUCAAUGUCCGAAUAUUGUUGAAUGCAAUCGCCCUCGCUUCUAUGAACGCCAGGAGCGAGAGACAGGAAUAAAUGGGUUUUAUGGGCGUCUUAUCAGGGUCAAGGAAUUCGAGGAUCCUGCUCUCAUCGCUCGGUGGAUACAACAAAUCACCUCUGCUCUUGAAAACUUCAACUUGAAGCUGACUGAUUUUGGUCGUGCUACCACCAUUGGACAGCCACUUGAAGGCACCUUACCUCCACGAGCCAGACCGAUACUUGCUGGACCAUUGAAAGGCACAUACGGGCUCUGUUCCGCCAGAACUGAACAGUUUGCGGUUGGGACACUUCUAUACUUUAUGGUAUAUGGCCAUGAACCCUAUGACGACAUUAUCCUCAGCGCCGCAGAAUGGGAUCGCCGAUUUUGGGAAAUGGAGUUUCCAGAACUUAGCCGCAAUAAAGUUUUCGAUGGUCUUAUUUCUGCUUGUUGGCACAAUGUCUAUCCUACAAUGGCCUUGCUAGCGUACGACUUCAAGCGCAAGACAAAGGAUAUGAUCGGGAAUACAGAAUACAUCUUUAUUGAUUCUGUAAAGGAGACAAAGACCUGUGAAGCAUUGAUUCGCAAAGGCUUGCUGGGACCUGAGUUGGCUCUCCGCUUUCAGCCGGCCUGGCGAAGAUACCUGCAUGCUAUUGUGAAGAGAAGCAUGUUUAUUUGGCAAUACUUUGUACAAAGAAGAUUCUGGAUCUGGUCUUGA
This is a messenger RNA of Penicillium chermesinum, 924 nucleotides long. RefSeq lists its product as uncharacterized. NCBI's taxonomy places the organism in Eukaryota, Fungi, Ascomycota, Eurotiomycetes, Eurotiales, Aspergillaceae. The transcript has 3 exons. The record is from RefSeq and is a predicted model, not a curated record. The coding region runs from base 1 to 924 and encodes 307 amino acids.